UCAGUCUUGCACAGGUGUACCAGCUCCUCUCCUUCAGUCUUACACAGGUGUACCGGCUCCUCCCCCUCAGUCUUGCACAGGUGUACCUGCUCCUCCCCUUCAGUCUUGCACAGGUGUAGCGGCUCCUCCCCUUCAGUCUUGCACAGGUGUACUGGCUCCUCCCCUUCAGUCAUGCACAGGUGUACCGGCUCCUCCCCUUCAAUCUUGCACAGGUGUAGCGGCUCCUCCCCUUCAGUCUUGCACAGGUGUACCGGCUCCUACCCUUCAGUCUUGCACAGGUGUACUGGCUCCUCCCCUUCAGUCAUGCACAGGUGUACCGGCUCCUCCCCUUCAAUCUUGCACAGGUGUUCCGGCUCCUCCCCUUCAGUCUUGCACAGGUGU
Staurois parvus is the source of this 381-nucleotide messenger RNA. The record is from the annotation of a GenBank genome assembly. NCBI's taxonomy places the organism in Eukaryota, Metazoa, Chordata, Amphibia, Anura, Ranidae.